ACUGUCGUUACUGGGCCGGUACGGCUCGUGAGACGAAAGCGUCGAACAAAAGGGCAAGUAAUCCCUGCGACGAUAGAAAUCGUGCGUGACAGGUGCAUCGAGAACGCGUCGCAUUAGGUGGUACCAUUUGCCGCUGCCGGUCGUACCGCCGUCGUCGCGGAAGACCCGCUAACGUGCCCCACUGACCCAGAAAUGUGGCACUGCUGACCAACAAUGCCCGUAUCAGUGGAUGUUCUUUAGUCUGCCCGCGGUACCACCCGUGACACACGCGGUAGUACCGACGACCGAAAUAUACGCGAAACUCUCGCCGCUUUCUUCUUGAUGCUGACAUCGUCGCCGAGACAGUACCCAGAAAUUGACGACAGUUCGGGCAGUACCAUACCGGUAUAUCGAUACGUUAUCGCGAGCCUAGGAUGCAAUUUAACGGAAAAGGGUCGUGAAGCACAGUGUUUAAUUUUCGAGUUUUUACCGGACGACGAUGAAGUGGCAAUACUGUUUCUUGGGCCUUGCUUGUCUGGUAUUGGCGGACAGUACCGCGAUCCGUCAGGCAAAAGGGGUUAGUAGUAGGGGUCCACGAAAACUAUUCGGCGGAUACCGGAUAACCCCUAAGUACUGCGCAGCUACCCUUACUCAUCGAAACUCCACAGGCGGUCCGACCGUGUGUAUGUUCAACCACGAAUGCCUCCAAAGAGACGGUCUAGUGGUGGGGGCCUGUAUGGAUGGCUUCCUCUUCGGCGCUUGUUGCCAAUUACCGCUAGAUUCAUCGGUCGGAGACCUAGUGGAAUACGAUCGCAUUUCCAUACCGUCCCUAGAGAACGAGCUCUCCUCCAAAGUAUCUCCGACCACUCACAGGUCGACCCCAGGGCUGACGGAUAUCACAUCAAGUGGCGUGUCGCAGAUUACCGCCGCUUUACUAGGUGGGGGCAGUCUCAUGCCGACUGCCCAAGAUAACACUGUGAUCGAGAUUAACGGACAGGACCACUGGACGAAUACGGGGGUAACUCAUCCCCAAGCUGCCGAUACUAUUGUCGAUAAUGCGGACAACGAAAUCAGCGCCACCUACUUCAGGCCCACCUAUCAGCCGCAGAACACGAUCUACACGACUUCCAAAAUGGAAGCGUCCACUACCAGAUACGCCGACACUUACCCCCCGAUCCUUCAGAUAUCAGUGUCGAACGCACCUAUAGGCUACACACCAUUACCCACUUUCGAGAAACCAGCGUUCAGACCCAAACCUCCCAAACCUACGGACGAAAACUACGUGCUUGUGCCGACCAUCGCUCACGAAAUCCAGAACAAGACGCCACCGAUAGACUCCAUAAUCAACAUUUUGGGCCAGCUGAAUCGGACAACUACUGGAAAACCAAUAUCGACUUUUUCCUACGCCAGCUCGAGUUAUAUAACAAGACAACCGUCUCAGACAACCAAGAAACUACCUUCAACUUCUUACGUGUUCAGUACGACCAUUCCGCCGAGAAGAACGACCGAAACGACCGCACCAACUCCCGCGAAAUACACUAUCAACAAAGAGGACACCUACCCCACCACCAAUACCGGUCUUUCAACAUCCUUUGUCUACUUAUCGACAUUCAAGCCCACGAAAACGCCUAAACCACCAUCGACGAGUUACGUGUACGACCCAAGCUUCAAGCCCACUAGGACACCCAAACCACCAUCUACUUCCUAUGUGUAUAACCCCAGCUUCAAACCGACCAAAACUCCCAAACCCGCAGCUCAUUCGACCUUCGCCAAUUCUCCUGAUGCCUUCCCGGGCUCUUCCACACCCUCCUACGUGUACGGCACCACCCCUAGUGUGGUUACCUCUAACAUUGCAGGUCCUGGAUUCACUGUGACGUCACAACCCGGUCAGUAUUCUCCUUUUCCUAGUCCAGCUCCCACUGUGAUUGUCCUCGGCCCAGUUUCCGGCGAAGGCGGUACCGUUUUUUCGUCCACGCAACCCCAGCUCGUCCCAGUGCCCACCAGGUUCCAGAGUACCACCACGACGAGACCGCAGUUGGGCGCUCUCCCUCAAAGAAAACCGGUGAACCAGGUUACCAUUAAUAAUCAUGUCACGCAGAAUAUCUACAGCACGCAACGGCCGCAGACAAGCAGUACCAGCCAGGACCUGCCUUCUCCGACGGUACUGAUCACGCCCAAGCCGACGAUUUCCUCGUCCUUGGCUCCGUUGACUGCGGAAGAUUCCGAAGUCAUCGAGGUGACCGCUCAGGAUGAAAUGAUCAAUUUCCCGCCGGAUAGGCACCCGAACUUGAACAUCUCGGUACCGCUUUAUAGCGAGGAUGACAUCACAACACCCAGCUUCGUCGAGAGUGACGAGAUGAAUGACAAAGUGGAAUCUUUCGUCAACGAGAUCUUAAUCGGCCUCCAAGAACCUUUCAACGACCUCAAAAACAUAGUGUACAGCAACAGCACGCCGUCCUCUAGCGCUACUACGAAGAAACCAGUCAAGAAGCAGGGCACCACCACCAAAAAACCUGCUACCAAGCCGAGCAGCAUAAAAACUACCACCAAGAGACCGGUUACUACUAAACCGGUCACCACCAGAAGACCUACCACGACGGUACCUACUAGAAAGCAGACCACGACUACUAGGAAACCCACUACGACGAAAAAAAGUCCAACUACUACUCAGAAUUUGAUCGAGUCCACUCUUGCAGCCCAGGAUUACAGAGACUCAUGUGGCGUUAGACCUCUAGUCAAAACCGGGCGAAUCGUGGGUGGCAAAGGAGCCGUCUUCGGUGAAUUCCCGUGGCAAGUGCUAGUUAGGGAGUCCACAUGGCUCGGCCUCUUCACUAAGAACAAGUGCGGAGGUGUAUUGAUAAGCGACAAGUACGUGAUGACCGCGGCUCAUUGUCAGCCGGGUUUCCUCGCCUCUUUGGUCGCCGUCUUCGGCGAAUUCGACAUCUCCGGAGACCUAGAGAGUCGAAAACCGGUCAGCAGGAACGUGAAACGGGUAAUAGUUCACCGCAAGUACGACCCGGCGACGUUCGAGAAUGACCUCGCUCUCCUGGAGCUGGAUUCCCCCGUCAAAUUUGACGCGCACAUUAUACCAAUCUGUUUGCCGAGAGACGGCGAAGAUUUUACUGGCCGGGUGGCCACCGUGACUGGUUGGGGUAGAUUGAAGUACGGCGGAGGAGUACCGUCGGUACUGCAAGAAGUGCAGGUGCCGAUAAUGGAGAACCACGUGUGUCAGGAGAUGUUCAGGACGGCGGGCCACACAAAGGUCAUAAUGGAGUCGUUCUUGUGCGCGGGUUACGCCAACGGACAGAAAGAUUCUUGCGAGGGCGAUUCUGGUGGCCCUUUGGUACUACAACGUCCUGACGGGAGGUACCAGCUGGCCGGUACCGUGUCCCACGGGAUCAAGUGCGCGGCGCCAUAUUUGCCGGGGGUGUACAUGAGGACGACGUACUUCAAGCCUUGGAUAACAUCGAUAACGGGAAUCGAGUGAAGUGUUUUCGAACGACCUUUAAUUGAUGACAAAAAGUUUUGGCGCGUUUCGAACUUUAGCGGACGCCGUCAGGAGUUGCGAUGUUACGGACGUUUGGGCAAAGUUCAGAUUAAUUAGCUUCGACGCGGACAGAUACUCCUGGGAGAUGUUAAACGCAUAGGAGAGACCUCGGUGCUAAGUUCUUAUCAUGAACAUUAAAAUUAUAUAAUUUAAAGAAUAAAACACGUGGUAUAACCUAACUUUCUUCCAGAAGCAAAGCCUAAUUUUAAGACGAAAUUAUAGUAAAGUUCGCUGCACAUAUAUUUCUUAGUAAAAUUAUGAUUCGCAUAGAGUCGCAUUUACUAAUAUUCUAUUGGGCCUCUCCUGUGGUUUGAUGUUCGGUCAGCCAUCUCGCCGAAGUUGACAUACUUCUGACAUUACCAUAGAAUGUAACUUAUAUAUGGUUAGCACCCGUAGCUGACCAAAAAUGAAUCUUGGAAACCAAUAUCUUGAUUUCGCGGUAAACAGACAACCUUUUUGAUAUAACUUAUUACAGAUUUUAUUUAUUUAAAUUAUUGACGUUAUUUAUAA
This is a messenger RNA of Cylas formicarius (sweet potato weevil), 4036 nucleotides long. It is a transcript of the gene flz, whose product is annotated as serine protease filzig. NCBI's taxonomy places the organism in Eukaryota, Metazoa, Arthropoda, Insecta, Coleoptera, Brentidae. Gene Ontology annotation, molecular function: serine-type endopeptidase activity. Gene Ontology annotation, biological process: proteolysis. The record is from RefSeq and is a predicted model, not a curated record. The coding region runs from base 479 to 3466 and encodes 995 amino acids. The transcript is spliced from 8 exons.